This is a messenger RNA of Lithohypha guttulata, 2334 nucleotides long. RefSeq names its product ph-response sensor protein (gene RIM8). The coding region runs from base 1 to 2334 and encodes 777 amino acids. The transcript is spliced from 2 exons. NCBI's taxonomy places the organism in Eukaryota, Fungi, Ascomycota, Eurotiomycetes, Chaetothyriales, Trichomeriaceae. Gene Ontology annotation, cellular component: cytoplasm; cytosol; plasma membrane. Gene Ontology annotation, biological process: ubiquitin-dependent endocytosis. The record is from RefSeq and is a predicted model, not a curated record. Gene Ontology annotation, molecular function: ubiquitin protein ligase binding; protein-macromolecule adaptor activity.
AUGCCUUUCGAAUCAUUGUUUACCAAUCCAAACCCGCCGGUCGAACGUUCCAAGUCAAUCUUAUCGCGCUUCUCAAAUCCUUUGACCACUCGAGCAGCCAAGCUCUUCGACCUGGAAAUUCACCCGGAGCAUCCGCAUAAGACAUACAGGCCGGGAGACAGUGUCAAGGGGCAGAUUACGCUUAGUGUGUUCAAAGGCUUCGACAUCACCCACCUAGCUAUAUCGUUGCAUGGCUAUGCCCGUGUCUUCAAGCACCAGUGCACGCCUGGUGAGGCCAAGAUACCACCCGACCAGCUGAUUAAUGGAAAAGGAUCUCAUGGCUUCGAAUAUUUUGGCAAUGGUACUGCAUCGCUUUUCCAGGACGAGCAGGUCUUGUGCGGGUCGGGUUUCUUGAAGAAGCAGGUCUACAAGUUUGGGUUCGAAUUGCAGUUCCCAGCCUACAGCCUUCCGAGUACUCUCGUGUUUGAGCGGGGUGUUGUCAAUUACAUGAUCUCUGCAACCGUAACCCGUCCUGUUACCAUCGGUGCGACCACGAACAAAAUUUACAAGGUCGACUUCAAGGACCGUAUCGAUAUCGAAUCUAUGUACACGCCAAAAUCUCGAGCAAUAUAUUUGGAACCUAUGUCGAGACUUGGAAAAGUGAAAAAGGUCAAACAACCACAUUCGGCAGGCACACAGUCGACAUCUAUAACAGCACAAGACACUCCUUCAACCAGAACAUUGUCCAGACAAAAUACCUCCAACAGCACUCGAACACGCUCGAGCACUGUCUUGCUUCAGGCUCCGCCUCUCAGUCCAUCUCCUAGUGAGGAUACUGUGGCGACAAACGCAACCACGAGCACGCCUAGUCUUCACAUAGUGGACAGAGAAUCAGCAGACCAGCCGAAGCGCAGUGACGAUAGUGCCCCUCGUUCGAGUACCACGUCGAACUCUGCGCAUACUAUCUCAGCUACAGCACAAAUUCAACGGCAUGGUGCAUUACCUGGAGACUAUCUACCUGUGCGCGUCCGGGUUGAGCACACAAAGCCUGUACGUGGUGUAGUGAUAGCCACGCUAUAUCGAGUUGGACGGAUAGACAUGCUGCCAACCCUACCGAUUGCUAAUCGUUACAAGGACAAGAAACCAGAAUACGAGGAUGUCUAUCCAAAGUCCAAGACUGGUCUGGGAGGACUCUAUUUUACUAAUGGAGCUCCAAACAUGGCCUUUCGCAAUGACUUGACACAAAAAUCCACUAUGAUGGUUGUCAACCCACACACAAAGACUGCGGACGUGAACUUUAAGGUCCGCAUACCAAACGAAGAGGUCGCGUUUCCGACCAUGGAUAACAUUCAGGGUGGCAUGAUUUCUUUUACCUAUCACCUCGAAGUCGUAAUCGAUCUGACUGGCAAGCUGGGGGAAUCGCGCCUUCUGCCAAGUCUAACCACUAAUGGACCAACCUUUUCAAAGGCAGCGGACGAUCGCCGGAACUUGACUCAUGAGUGGACGGACAUCAACAUACUUGAUACUGCUCCAUUACGACGAACCAAGAAUGUCGCAACGUUCGAGCUGCCCCUCAUUGUUGGGACUGAUGACUCCGGCAGAGCCAGAAGGACCAACCUUCAGCGUGAAUAUUCGUAUCAUGACAGAGAAGCUGGAUUCGGAGGCUCAGAUCCUGACGGAUAUGGCAUCGAGUGGCAGUCGAAUGGCCACAACGGCUAUGAAGAACAUUACGAUUACUAUGGGUAUGAUCCUAACGGCUGGUACGAUGAGUACGGCAACCUGGUAUACGACAACUAUCACGAUCACUACCAAUCCCUACACUAUCCUCCGGAUACAAACGACCCAUACCACAACCGCUCGACCUAUCAAUAUCAACCCCCUCCUCCCGAGCCGGAAGAGCACAUCGACGAGAAGUCGCGAUUGAGACGUCAAGAAGAGCUGCUACUGCCGAGUCAGCCGCCAGAAGCAGAACCUUCUUCGAGUCGGUCGGCGACAUUAGCACCGUCCGCGCCGGUGCUUGACAACGAUGGUGUGCCAGCUUCAAACCAUACUCAACCAUCCAUUCCAAUUACAAUCUCUCGCGCAUCGGCGCGCUCAGGAGAUACAAUCGUGCCAGACCCACUUACACCACCUCCAAGCUUACCGACUCCUACAGAAGACAAGCAAGAGCUUGAGAGACGAAGGCUCGAAGCACAAGCGAGUGCACCGCCUUUGGACGACGACAGCCCGUCUGGAUCGAGCCACACCAGGUCUACGGACGCACCGUCAGCACCUGUGAUAGAUGAUGAGGCUGAGUACAUUGUCCAAGUAUUAAAUAUGGAUGCAAACGAUACUCUGCCUCAAUAUCGCAGGUGA